Messenger RNA from Sclerotinia trifoliorum, 1609 nucleotides. The record is from the annotation of a GenBank genome assembly. Lineage: Eukaryota; Fungi; Ascomycota; Leotiomycetes; Helotiales; Sclerotiniaceae.
AGUACUCGAGUAUAGAUAACUUUAUUAAAUAUUUUAUACAACUUUUAGUAUAGUCACCAAAUUCAUUGAGAAAUUUGGGUGAAAUUAAUUAUCCAGCUUUAGGAAGUAAAAAGAGAAUAUUUCGAAAGGAAGAAAUACUUACUAGGUAGUUUAUCAUACUCGAAUCUGCAACAGCUGUUUACUUUUUAGCCUCUUCUCCCCGCCCUUCUGGGAAACCUUCUAUCUCAUCCACUUACGCCGUUUUGCGACCACCUCCCACCUCCUUUACUAUAUCAACCUUACUACUUAGUAUUGUGACCCUCUUCCUUUUCUUUACCAACCAUACUACUUAGUAUUGCGGCCACUCGACUUUACUUUCACCUACUUCACCAACUCUACUGCACCAGCUUUACCUCACCAACCUCACUACUAAGUAUUUGCGACCACCUUCUUCCCUUCAGCAAUCUUACUACGAACGAACAGUUACACACCAAACAGUGACAUCCCGAAUAAAUAUAAUCCGUCAAGAUGGGAAAUACAAGCAGUGCAGUAUUGGAGAAUAUUGUGCAAGGGUCUAACUGUGCGGAAAAUACAUUCUCCUAAAUCACUGUCUUUGACUGGUUAUCGGAGGACUUGAGCGCUAAUCUUGGGUGCGAGGCAGUUGAUCGAGAUGAGGUUGAUAGAUUAAGAAAGCGUUUUAUGAAGUUGGAUAAGGUGCGCAAUAAUCUACUUCGGCGGUGUACUCAGUGUGCUGGCUAUAAAGCUUGGGAAGUGUGGAAAUUGUGUUGAUUCAAUGAAGGCUAAUGGAGUCUAUGUCUACAGGAUAACUCUGGUACCAUUGAACGUGAGGAGUUUCUCAGCCUUCCGCAAAUAUCAUCAAAUCCUCUAGCUACUAGGUGUGUCUAUCUUCUCUACUUCGAGUUAUCACAUACAAUUGCCUAAGAUGAGAUCGAUACUAAUUCUUCCCCGUCUUGCAGAAUGAUCGCCAUAUUCGAUGAAGAUGGAGGCGGAGAUGUUGAUUUUCAGGAAUUCGUUAGUGGGCUCAGCGCAUUUAGCAGUAAAGGAAACAAGGAACAAAAGCUCCGAUUCGCAUUCAAGGUCUAUGAUAUUGAUCGUGAUGGAUACAUAAGCAAUGGAGAAUUAUUCAUCGUUUUGAAGAUGAUGGUGGGAAGUAAUUUGAAGGAUCAACAAUUACAACAAAUUGUCGACAAGACAAUCAUGGAAGCAGAUUUGGAUAGGGAUGGGAAGAUUAGUUUUGAGGAGUUUACAAAGAUGGUGGAGAACACGGAUGUGUCUAUGAGUAUGACAUUAGGUGAGUUUGACUCUUUUAUUUGUGUUGGAGGACGGUGUUUCUGUACUUUACUGGCGUAACUUUACUAAUGGAUGUGGUAGAUCAAUUUUGAUUUGAGAUCGUGGAAAAGUGAUGAGAGAUCAGUAAUAUAGCCAACAAUACAUAUUUUCAAACACCAAAUCAAAUCAAAUACAGCAGGACCAACUCAGCAUAAACCAUGGUUGAAAUUCUUCUCAGCUCAGUGGAUCGAUUACCAAAACCAGGUUUUUGACAUGCAUUGAAAGUCUGUGGUUAGGUAGAUGUUCAGGACACAGCUUUUUUAACUUAACUCCAAAGAAU